AUGGGGUCCUCCAUGGUCUGCAGGGUGGACAAUCUGCCCCACCAUCCCUCCUAUGGGCUGCGGGCUCCAUCCCAUCACCACGGGCUCCAUCUCAUCACCACGGGCUCCAUCCCAUCACCAGAGGUGCCUGUGGGCCGGAGGCAGUGCAGGACUGCUAUAAAAGGCAGGCCAAGUCUCUGUGCUCUCAUCCACUUCUCUCACCUCCUUCUCCUCAGGAAUCAGCAGGUGCAUCUGUGACCCCGAGCCAUGUCCUGCUGCCAGCCCUGCAACCCUUGCUGCCAGCCCUGCGGCCCCUGCCCGCUGGCCAACAGCUGCAAUGAGUGCUGUGUCAGGCAGUGCCAGGACUCCCACGUCGUCAUUGAACCAUCACCUGUGGUGGUGACCCUGCCUGGCCCCAUCCUCAGCUCCUUCCCACAGAACACCGUGGUGGGAUCCUCCACCUCUGCUGCUGUUGGCAGCAUCCUCAGCAGUGGUGGAGUGCCCAUCAGCUCCGGGGGCUUUGACCUCUCCUGCAUCACCAACUGCUAUGGUGGCAGCAGAUGCCGUCCCUGCUAAAUCUGCUGGCAGUGUCCUUGGGCAAGAACCUC
Molecule: messenger RNA, 587 nt
Organism: Sturnus vulgaris (Common starling)
Lineage: Eukaryota; Metazoa; Chordata; Aves; Passeriformes; Sturnidae
Source: RefSeq, a predicted model, not a curated record